GUUUUGUUUGACAUUUUAAAUCGCAGUAAAAGGAGUCUGGCGCGUUUCUAAUUUAAAACGACUGUGUUUUAUGAUUAUUACUAAUAAAACGCUUCUCUUAUCAAUAAGAUGUCUUCAAUAACUCAACUAUGUCGUUUGAGUAAUUUAACAAUAAGCAGUUAUAAAACUGUGCUGCAAGGAAGAACCAGUUGGAUAAAUCCAGUGCAAAUAUGCAACUACACGAAGAAAUCAGCAGAACAAAAACUAGGCAUCGAGAGACCAAAACGGCCUCUAACUCCGUUUUUCAAGUUUAUGACACAAAUGAGACCAGCACUGCUGGCUAAGAACCCCGGUAUUACUUCCAAGGAAGCAAUUGCGUGGAGCUCCAAGCAUUGGCAACAGUUAGAUUUAGAGACUAAAGCUCAAAUGACAAAAGAAUAUGAGAAAGACUUGGAAGAUUAUAAGAAGAUAAAAGCCAUGUACGAGUCUUCAUUGACUGACGAGCAGAAAGCUGACAUCCAACGGGUCAAAGAAGAGAUGGCCGCUGCCAAGGAGAAGAGAAAAUUAAAAGCUGAAUACAAAGAGCUAGGAAAGCCAAAGAAACCAAUGUCUUCCUAUUUUCUAUAUAUCCAGUCUAGGAAAGAUUCAUUCAAGGGCCAAAAAAUGAAGGAAUAUCAAGAAAAAGUAAAAGUGGAUUGGCAGAAAUUACCAGAAAAUGAAAAAGCUAAGUUUGAAAAGCAAGCCUUGGAACUUAUGAAUAAAUACAGAAAAGACUUAGAAGCAUGGGAGUUGAAAAUGAUCUCACAAGGACGCUCAGAUCUUGUGCGUAGCAAGCCUGUACGAGAAAAGAAGCCAGCAAGUGCUAAGAAAUCACAAUAGGAACUCGGGUGCUCCGAUGAUUUAACUGACUCAAAUACAGAAAACAUAGAUAAGGAAAGGGGAGAAUGUAAAUAUGAUAAACAGGAUAUCUAUGAGCCACAAAUAAAGUCAACUCCAGAAUUGAAAAUGGAACAGAAAAGUAUUAACAAGCCAGAGUCGGAAGAGCGUCGGAGCACGGGUGAUAGCCAUACACAUAAUCAAAAUAAACCUGAUAGCAGAGACAAGGAGCCAAGUAAGACUAUCAUGGGUAGCAUUAAGAACUUCUUUAAAUUCUAGUUGCCUAGUCCUAAUCAUGUUUUAUGAUUUUCUUCCUAAUGUAGUUUUGAUACUGUUGAUUAAGUUUAGCAUAUUAUUUUCUCAUUGUAGAUUACCUCCAUCUGUAUGUUGUUUUCACAAAUAUAUGUGUAUAUAGUU
Messenger RNA from Leguminivora glycinivorella, 1272 nucleotides. It is a transcript of the gene TFAM, whose product is annotated as transcription factor A, mitochondrial. The transcript is spliced from 5 exons. Bases 109 to 858 code for a protein of 249 amino acids. Gene Ontology annotation, molecular function: transcription cis-regulatory region binding. Lineage: Eukaryota; Metazoa; Arthropoda; Insecta; Lepidoptera; Tortricidae. The record is from RefSeq and is a predicted model, not a curated record.